AUGGACAAGCUCUCCAGCAUCACCCGCUUCAAGGCGGCCUGCCCUUACCUUGGCCGCACCAAGUCCUCCACCAUCCGCACCCUCUACACCGCCGCCUCGCCCCGCUACCCAUCCCUCUCCAAGCUCACCGAGAAGGCAACGCAAUGCCCCGUCAUGGGCCAGGCCCUCACCUCGCGUUCGACGCAGAUGAUCGCUGGGUACGCGAGCCUCGCUGGCUCUGCCGAGUUCAACCAGAUUCCCGAGCACCACAACGUCAUGCCCUCUGCGGCUGACGCUGCCAAGUGCCCGCACGCGUCCAAGGCUAUGGCCGCUGCGCGCAUGGCCGAGGAACUCGCGCAGGCGAAGAAGGGUAAGGCCCCCAACUGCCCUGCUGCCUCCGCCGCGAAGCCCGCGACAGCCGCGCCGGCCGGGUGCCCCUUCCACGCCAACGCCAGUGCGCCCUCGACGUCCGAGGCGAAGGCGAAGACCCCCAGUGGCUUCGACUACGAGCAGUUCUACGCCACGGAGCUCGAGAAAAAGCACCAGGACGCGUCGUACCGCUACUUCAACAACAUCAACCGCAUGGCCGGCAAGUUCCCGAUCGCCCACACCGGAGACCCGAAGGACGAGGUCGAGGUUUGGUGCGCGAACGACUACCUCGGAAUGGGCAACAACCCGGUCGUGCUCGAGACGAUGCACCGCACCCUCGAUACUUACGGACAUGGUGCGGGCGGUACUCGUAACAUCGCCGGCAACACGGGCAUGCACCUCGCGCUCGAGGCCGAAGUCGCCUCCCUCCAUCGCAAGCCCGCCGCGCUCGUCUUCUCGUCCUGCUACGUCGCGAACGAUGCUACGCUCGCGACCUUGGGCCAGAAGCUCCCCGGCAUGAUCUACUUCUCUGAUGUCAUGAACCACGCGUCCAUGAUCCAGGGCAUGCGUCACUCGGGCGCGAAGCGUGUCAUCUUCAAGCACAACGACUUGGAGGACCUGGAGAUGAAGCUCGCUCAGUACCCCAAGGAGACGCCAAAGGUCAUCGCUUUCGAGAGCGUCUACUCCAUGUGCGGCAGCGUCGGUCCCAUCAAGGAGAUUUGUGACCUCGCGGAGCGGUACGGCGCCCUCACCUUCCUCGACGAGGUCCACGCUGUCGGUCUCUACGGACCUCGCGGCGCUGGUGUCGCCGAGCACCUUGAUUACGAGGCGCACAAACGCGCGGGUCAGAGCCCCGACCCUAUUCCAGGCACCGUCAUGGACCGUGUGGACAUCAUCACUGGCACGCUCGGCAAGGCUUAUGGCGCGGUUGGUGGUUAUAUUGCCGGCUCUAACGACUUCGUCGACAUGAUUAGGUCGUACGCUUCCGGUUUCAUCUUCACCACGUCGCUGCCACCAUCGAACAUGGCGGGUGCUCGCGCCAGUAUCUCGUACCAAAAGGAGUACAACGGCGACCGCCAGCUCAAGCAGAUCAACGUCCGCGACCUUAAGUCCCGCUUUGAGAAGCUCGACAUCCCCGUCGUUCCCGGCCCCUCGCACAUCGUUCCAGUACUCAUCGGGGACCCCGCUCUCGCGCGUCUGGCGUCGGACACGCUCCUCGAGAAGCACAACGUCUACGUCCAGGCCAUCAACUACCCCACCGUCGCCCGCGGCGAGGAGCGUCUGCGCUUUACCGUUACCCCCGGCCACAACCAGGAGCAGAUCACUCGCCUCGCUUCCGCUGUCGACAGCGUCUUCACCGAGCUCGGUAUCAAGCGCACCUCGGACUGGCGCAAGGAGGGCGGCCGUGCCAACGUCGGUAUGGCGAACCCUGAGCCCGUCGUCCCCGUCUGGUCCGACGCGCAACUCGGUCUCCUCAACGGCACCGCGCCCAAGCAGCUCCACACCGGUCAGCGCCCCGUCAUCAGCAAACAGGCCGUCACCAUCACGCGCGAGAAGUUCGACGACCUCCUCGGUCCGUACGUUGGCCCCGCCGAGCCCGUCGCACCUCUCCCCAAGGAGAUCCCGUCGGUAAACACUAUCACUGCGUCGAUCCCUGCGGCCGUCGCGGCUGCCACCGCCUGA
Messenger RNA from Epithele typhae, 2031 nucleotides. RefSeq names its product 5-aminolevulinic acid synthase. Gene Ontology annotation, cellular component: mitochondrion. NCBI's taxonomy places the organism in Eukaryota, Fungi, Basidiomycota, Agaricomycetes, Polyporales, Epitheliaceae. The transcript has 3 exons. The coding region runs from base 1 to 2031 and encodes 676 amino acids. The record is from RefSeq and is a predicted model, not a curated record. Gene Ontology annotation, biological process: heme biosynthetic process. Gene Ontology annotation, molecular function: pyridoxal phosphate binding; 5-aminolevulinate synthase activity.